AUGAUAUUAUCGGUACAGUGGUGUCUCUUAGCGUUUGUAACGCUAGUUCAAGCGGUAAAUUCUUCUAAAUUUCCUAUCAAGACAGUUAGCGACAAUGAAACUACCAACUUCUGUCGUAUGGACAAGACUGAGCCCAUCGGGUCUACAUGUGAUGUGACUUUCCAUGAAAUCAACGAGGUGAAUAAGAAGAUCAGGCCCCAGUUGCUAUCGUUGGUGCAAAGUGAUUUCUUCAAAUAUUUCAAAUUGGACUUGUAUAAAGAGUGUCCCUUCUGGAAUGAUAACACAGGAUACUGUGUGAACCGUGCAUGUGCAGUAGAUGUGGUUGAAGAUUGGGACAGUUUACCGGAAUACUGGCAACCAGAGAUCUUGGGUAAUAUCGAGAACGCCACCAAAUCUCUCGAAGACGAUGAGUGUGCGUUUUUAGAUGAGCUCUGUGACAAACCUAAAUCGCAAAUUUCUGAGAAAGAUAUUGAGUACUGCGAUACCCGCGACUUCAGCAGCAAGGAUUCUGUGUUGGUGGAGUUGACCGCAAACCCAGAAAGAUUCACCGGUUAUGGUGGUGAGCAAUCGUCCCAAAUUUGGUCUAGCAUUUACAAGGAAAAUUGCUUUACGUUGGGUGAUGACAAGUGUUUGGCCAAAGAUGCAUUCUACAGAUUAAUUUCUGGCUUACAUGCAUCUAUCGGAACUCAUCUUUCGAAUGAACAUUUGAACACCGAGACUGGUAAGUGGGAGCCUAAUUUAGAAUUGUUCAUGAACAGAGUGGGUAACUUCCCAGAUAGAGUAUCAAACAUUUACUUUAACUAUGCCGUUGUGGCUAAAGCAUUGUGGAAAAUCAGACCAUAUAUGAACGAACUAGGUUUCUGUAACGCCUACAACGAAGAUGUAAAGGGAAUGAUUGAUGGAGUUGUAUCUCAGCUUGACAGCAAGGUGUUCAACGAGGACUUGCUCUUCCACGACCAAGUUAGCAGCCAGUUGAAGGACGAUUUCAGAGCCAGAUUCAAGAAUGUCACAAAGAUUAUGGACUGUGUCCAAUGUGACAGAUGCAGACUAUGGGGUAAAGUUCAAACUACUGGUUACGCAACAAGUUUGAAGAUCCUUUUCGAAAUGGACAACGACGAUGAAGAGACAAGAAAAAAUGUCGUUGACAAACUAACCAAAUACGAACUAAUAGCAUUAUUCAAUACAUUCGACAGGCUAUCCAAGUCUGUAGAGGCAAUCAACAAUUUUGAAGAGAUGUACAAUUACCAACUCAAGUCUCCCGGUGAAAAGUUGGCAUCAUUCUUCCAGUUGGACAACUUCUUUAAAUUACUUGGUGAAAAAUUCAACCAUGGGAAUCGUUCGCAACAAACGAAGAGUAAGGACGUUUCAGGAAACGAUCUCUCUUCGAAAUUUGAAGAUAUAAAAAUGCCACCAAAGAAGGUUACAGACAAUUCCAAGGGCGUCUUCAGAGAAGCCUGGGAUACGGAGUGGUCAAACUUCAAGCAAGCGGCAUGGUUUGUGUUGAGAAGCUAUAAAGAACUUCCAUCCACAAUCAGCCAAUACACCUUGUUCCAAUUAAACAAAAUCUGGAAUAGGUUUAUUGGUGCCCCGGGCUUUGAUGAAGAAGAAGAAUUCAAACUUCCUCCAUUCGAAUUCGGCAUUAGCACACAAACCUGA
Messenger RNA from Kluyveromyces marxianus DMKU3-1042, 1656 nucleotides. It is a transcript of the gene ERO1, whose product is annotated as ER oxidoreductin. Lineage: Eukaryota; Fungi; Ascomycota; Saccharomycetes; Saccharomycetales; Saccharomycetaceae. The transcript has a single exon. Gene Ontology annotation, molecular function: protein-disulfide reductase activity; FAD binding; thiol oxidase activity. Bases 1 to 1656 code for a protein of 551 amino acids. Gene Ontology annotation, cellular component: endoplasmic reticulum membrane; endoplasmic reticulum. Gene Ontology annotation, biological process: protein folding in endoplasmic reticulum. The record is from RefSeq and is a predicted model, not a curated record.